Molecule: messenger RNA, 1518 nt
Organism: Brachypodium distachyon (stiff brome)
Lineage: Eukaryota; Viridiplantae; Streptophyta; Magnoliopsida; Poales; Poaceae
Product: cyclomaltodextrin glucanotransferase
Exons: 5
Coding region: 188-1219 (343 amino acids)
Cellular component (GO): membrane
Molecular function (GO): starch binding
Source: RefSeq, a predicted model, not a curated record
CCAGCAGCCACCACGGCCACACAGCCGCUCGCAAGAUCCCCGUGUCCAUUCCCAACACUGCCCGCCAGACGCAACCAUCAGCCGCGCCGUGCACUCUCUGCUACCGCCCCGCCGGCGGGUAGCGCGUAGCGAGGCUUUCCUGUCUUCGGGUGUGGGGAGGGACGCGCAUCGAUCCCGUGGCCCGUCCAUGGAAGCGGCAGCGGCCGUGGCGUGGCGAGGCGGGGCGCUCGCGCGGGCACGACGGCCAGGCGCCAGGACGCGGCUCCACGGCGUAGGCGCGGGAGCGGGACCCGGCACUCGGCGGCGGUUCCCCGUCGCCGUGUCGUCGCUCGGGGAGCGCCCCUCAGCGCCCUCGCGCAACGCCGCCGUGAUGGUCGCACUGGAGAUCGCGCUGGUUGACGAGGGCGUCGCUUCUACCGCGGUCCUGCCGCCGCCCCCUGACGUAUCCUCGCCAGAUCCUGUGAAGACGGUGCAGGUAAAGUUCGUGCUGCAGAAGCAGUGCGCGUUCGGCCAGCAGUUCAUCGUCGUCGGCGAUGACCCGGCGCUCGGGCUCUGGGAUCCGACCAAGGCAACCGUUUUAGAUUGGUCGGAAGGCCAUGUCUGGACGGCGAAGAAGGAUUUGCCAGCGAGCAAGUCGAUCGAGUUCAAGUUCUUGCUGCGAGAUCCCUCGGGGCAGGUCUGUUGGCAGCACGGGUGCAACAGAACUCUGCAGAUAACCGAGACCUCCAACGUGUUGGUCGUCCACGAAGACUGGGAUGACGCCGAGUGCCAGAAAUUAUCGGAGGAGGUAGAUGUGUCGAUUGGAGCGGAUGUUAUCUUUGCAGGAAGUGAUGACCCAUUGUUGGAUGAGAAUCAAGAGCACAGCAACGGCGUGAUGACAGUUGUGAGUACCGAUAGCGAGAAGACAUCAGCUGUGGUUAUAGAUGCUUCUCUUCUGCCCAGGGAAAGGAUGUGGGUGAACGGAGCCAACCAGUCGCAGUCAACCUUGGACCAGAAGGUUCCGGAAGUGCUUCGCAGAAGAGCAAACAUGGUAGCACAAAAUGGCAAUCCUGCUGCUGCUGCUGGUGAUCAUGAUGGCCGUAUUAUCUUGUACGAGGAAGGUGCACCAGCAGGGAAUAGGUUGGCCGGCAUGUUUGAAAAUGACAUAGUUUGGAUCAGGAAAGCCCUGCAGCGGUUGCUCCGGAGCGUUGGUUUACGGAUUGGCACAAGAAAAACAUGAAAAUAAGCAUCAGGUAUAGGGUGCAGACUGCAGACUUACCGUUUUGGAGGAUCAUGGAACCCCUUAUUUCUUUUUUAUUAUCCUGCAAUCCUGAAGGAACGACAGUUGCAAAACCCUUUGCAGUUGCAGCUAGCAUCAACUGUUUUCGAUGCACACUGUUGCAUGUAGAAAGUCAGAAAAGCUGUCUAUACCACACCAGUUAUGAGUUACUAGUGAUCAUCGAUUUCUAAUCUAUUGUACCGAAGGAAGCCUUCUCAAUUGCAUUUGUUGCUAAGCGUAUGAAAAGAAGGGAUACCAAA